Messenger RNA from Thamnophis elegans (Western terrestrial garter snake), 994 nucleotides. It is a transcript of the gene SNRNP25, whose product is annotated as small nuclear ribonucleoprotein U11/U12 subunit 25. Gene Ontology annotation, biological process: mRNA splicing, via spliceosome. Gene Ontology annotation, molecular function: protein binding. The transcript is spliced from 5 exons. Gene Ontology annotation, cellular component: U12-type spliceosomal complex. The record is from RefSeq and is a predicted model, not a curated record. The coding region runs from base 26 to 466 and encodes 146 amino acids. Lineage: Eukaryota; Metazoa; Chordata; Lepidosauria; Squamata; Natricidae.
GCCACUUCCGGUUCCGGCCGCGGCGAUGAUGGAGGAGGAGGAGGAGGAGGCGCACGCGGAGGCGGUGGACCGCUGGCAGGCCGGCCUGGCGCGACUCGUCAGGGACCCGCUCCUCUGCGACCUCCCGGAGCAGGUGACCCCCGAAGAGAUCUGCUCGCAGGUGGCGCUCGAGUACGGCCAGGCGAUGACGGUGCGCGUGCGCAGAGUGGACGCCCCCGAGGCACCCAUGCCCGUGGUGGUGGUGCAGAGCGCGAGCGUCCUGGAGCUGAAGAAGGCGCUGCGGAGGUUCGUGCAGCUGCGGCAGGAGCGCCAGAGCGGCGCCAGGCACAUCAGCUGGAGGCACGUCUGGAGGACCUACAGCCUGACCUUCGGCGGAGAAAAGCUGGCCGACGACCGCAAGAAGCUGCGGGAGUACGGGAUUCGCAACCGGGAUGAGGUCAGUUUUGUGAAAAAGCUCCGGCAAUGAAGUCCCAGGCAAGUCCGGCUUCUCGUCCCUUCCUUUGGCCGCUGCCGGCCUAGCCUGGCCAUGUGGCUCUGGAUCCCGACUCCUGCUGGGGCUUCCGGGCAGGAUUCCUCGUUGCCCCAAAGCCUCGGCAGCUGGCCUGGAGAAGCUGUUGCCCACCUCCAUCGUUCCAAAGUGGCCUGAUUUUGAGGGGGUCUUUGGGGUCCAUUGGGAAGCUUUUCUCAUUAAGAGGCAACCCUCCUGCUGCCCUUUGGGAACCUCUUUAAAAGGCUCCGGAGAGGAGGAGCCGCUUCAGAUCGGCUUUGCUUCAGAGAACCACCACCACCACCACCCCACCCCCCACCCCCCCCCACCCCCCGCAUUGGUGCACAAUUCUGCUCAUCUGGAACAAUGGGCCCAUUAUUUUUUUUUAAACAAUGACAAGAAUCUACAUUUGAAAAAGUGCUGGAUCUUUUUCUGAAUACGAAAAUAUCAAAUGAACCUGAAGCAAGUAAUAGCCAGCCAGUAACAUUAAAAUUUCUUAAAUUAUAA